AUGUCGAUGGACUCCGCCCGUGCUGAGACACGGGCGAUCUCUGCAGUUUCCGUAGAUCCAUGCGACAGGCUGCAGGUGUCAGUCCAGCAGCUCCUGAGAGUGAUCACGGACGUUCUGGAUGCACUUGAGCAAGGUGCAGCUGAUGAGGCCCUGAACCAGAAGCUGCAAAAGUACGUCGCAGUAUUGGCAGAGGUGGACCAGCGGGCAGCUGCAUUGCCAGAGACGCUCGAGGUGCCAGUUGCCCUGCUUCAGCACAUGGACCAGGGUGGCACUCCAGCAAAUUGGUGCCAGAGCCUCCUGGACCGACUGAGGUCAGGUAUGGAGGGCUUCAAGCUGCGAAAGGCGCCAGCUGCGUCGUUGAGCAGGCACCUGCGAGCCCGAGGUUGGGGCCUUGCAUCCCUGAACAGCCUCUCACGCCCGUCUUCCGACGCCACAGCGAGUGGCCUGGCAGCGGCAUCUGACAACACAGCAGAAAGGAAGGCCGGGAGCAAGCGGCCACUUGAGUCCGCAGAGCACGGCGGCGGCUCUUCCGCGAAAAGAUUGCUGGAGUUCGUCCGGCUUGUGUGCUUGCCUUGUCAUUUGCGCACGGCCUCUAAACCUGCCGGGCCUUUGUUUGGCCGCGAGUCUUUCCUUGCGGCCCGUCUAACUUGA
Molecule: messenger RNA, 651 nt
Organism: Symbiodinium natans
Lineage: Eukaryota; Dinophyceae; Suessiales; Symbiodiniaceae
Source: the annotation of a GenBank genome assembly